AUGGGAUACUCGGAAGUGAAAUGCCAGAUAUGUGGCGUGAGCUUCAAUGUUAGCCGCUAUCCCACGAAGGAGGAGGUUUUCGCUGGCGUCCCCUGGCGACCGUGGCUGGAGGGGGCGACGCAUGAUUACAGGCACAAGUACGAGUGUAAAGUUGGAGGAUGCCAAGUGAUCAAUACCUGGCAGGCGGAAUUGGAGUUUUCUGAUGACGGCAGACAAGACGAUGAUGACCACCCCGAUCGGGGCAGUGACCGACUUCAUGAUGGUGAUGAGGGCUAUUGUCAACCCGAGACCGGCUCCGUUGAGGAGAAGUAUGAGUACGAUACGCCAAACGAGAGUGAGGAAGAAGCCUCCAUCGGAUCGUCCGAGGCCGCAAAUGACAUGAUGGAUGCUGCUGAUCCCGAACCAGCUGGUGACUUACUCUACCCUGCAAUUCUCGAGUCCUUGCCCGCCACGAGGCCGGAUUUUCGCUAUUUUUGGACCAAACACAUGAGAUACAUCUAUGAGAAUGUUUCCUCGGAAGAUGAUAGGCUUUGGAUGGAUUAUCAGCAUGUAAGCGGCCCUGGCUGCCGCAACACAGGUGGAUAUAACGGCUGCUUGCUAUCCGCUGAGGAAGCCCGUGGAUGCUCCACGCUUCAAUGCCUUGUACCAAAAUCUCCCUCAACUACUUUCCUACCGGAGAGGAUUGACGAGAAAUUUGAGACAACAAGCGGUUUCUUCCUGAGUGGGCUUUGUGACAGGGUGCCCGGCGUGGAUGACCAAUGGCCCGCCGCGUACCCUCCUCGACAUAACACUGACAGACCAAAGGCCGCCAACUUCCUACUUUUUGCUGAGGCGGUCCCGGAAUUAGCGAUGCCUUUUCAUCCAACCUGUUUGGAAAUUUUCAAGCGUGCAUGUCUUCAUCGGUAUGGGGAGGUCAGCAUUCAGGCGUUGACGGACUGGUUCUCCCUCGAUGCAACCCUUGAUGUGAUGCAUCGCGAGUUCCCGAGAGACAAGGCAGUACGAAAGGGUAGUUCACAGUACUGGGACCACUGGCCAGGCGAUGAAUUUUUGGCCGCUAAUCCGUGUUUCGUUCCCUCCUUGGAAUCAUAUUUGGGCAAAGCGAUGGCAAGGGGAUCGGCCAUCACCAAUCCCCAUGAGGCCGCCGUUCCCAUUGGAGAUUGUAGCAGUACCUCGGAUGGAGAUGAUUGCUUCUCCAGGCUUCCAUUCGAGAUCCGUCUAGAGCUCUUAAUUCACUUGGGGCCCGAUGAUCUCGCGAAGCUUCGACUUUCAUCUAAAGCUUUCAGAACUCUGCCUCAAUAUUUCUUCCGAAAACUGCUUCAACAUAACUAUCCUUGGGUUUAUGAAGCCUGGUGUACACAUCCAUACUCAUUUUGGGCUACCAAGGAGGCCCGGGAUGUGAGGGAAAUAGAUGAAGGCUGGCGGCACCAGCGAGAAUUCCUGGAGACAAGGAUUCAAAUUUUGAAAGAGGAGGCACUACAAGACUCGAACAAUGAGGACGCGAUUGCGGCGAUAAGAGAACAUCUCCAACAAAAAGAAGCCGAGUAUGAAAAUAUCUUCCAGUCCCAACCAGCAACCCACCUCCCCGUCUCCAACACGGAUUGGUACCGUCUCUUUUGCGAUAUAACCAAGAACCGACAACGAAUCAAUGGUCUAAGAAAUCGUGAACGAAUCUGGAAGGACUGCAAUUGGAUUCUCGACCGGGUGGAAGGUUACCGUGCUGCUGGGAGACUCGGGCCUGAAAUGACGGACACUGAGCGACGAAUGCAGACGAUGGAAAAUCACGGUCGUCGUCAUCAGCUAAGACGGGAGGCUUUGGAUCCAGAAUAA
This is a messenger RNA of Clonostachys solani, 1827 nucleotides long. The record is from the annotation of a GenBank genome assembly. Lineage: Eukaryota; Fungi; Ascomycota; Sordariomycetes; Hypocreales; Bionectriaceae.